CGCGUUUGUUCAUUGACCGAAGGAGACAGUGUUACAGUCAAAUAACUACACUAGUUGCGCUACAAUACAAAAAAUAAACAUGUAUGAUCGAGCUCCCAGACUGACAUUAAACAGCAGCACGUCUGGUGUUGGACCAGGAUCUUAUAAUAUCAGCAGAUCUCACGUCAGUAAAGGCGACUCUUACGCCCCGUUCCUCUCGCUGUGCAGCAGAGAUCAAGGGUUCCUGAGGUCGGGCAGUGAUCUGAUCUGUCCAGGCCCAGGACAGUACAACAGUGACAUCAUCAGGAGUCAUAUUGUGGGAGGAAACAGUCUUCAGAACCGAUCGAAACGGUUUGAGGACGUGGUGUCAGAUGUUCCAGGACCAGGAGCGUAUGAUGUUUCCCCUGCAGGAAAGAGAAUGAAUCAUCCAGAGAAAAGCCCGAGGGGUCUCUCUAAAGGAGUGAAGUUGCUGCCGAGUCCUGAUGCACCAUCCAUACCUUCUCCAGGACAGGCGUUUGGAUACGAAGAAGACCCUCGGGGUGUCCUACACAGAUUCAAUCCCCCCAUCAAAGACCAGACCCUUGGCCCAGCCUUCUACAGUCCCGCACCGGAGGAGCUCUUCUCAUCUCAGAAGUAUAAAGGUGUGAACUUCAGCCAAAUGAUGGGCCGGAGGGAUCAGGUGAAGGAUGCAGACGGGCCAGGACCAGGACAAUAUGAACCACAGGAGGAUCACACGGCUCUUUAUGAGAAUGUAAAUCUGAGGCGAGAACAGAGAGGUCGACCAGAGCUGAUCCUCCCUCGAUAUCAUGAGCUCAUCGCUCAGCAGGAGGAGAAGAAGGGUGUCCCGGGUCCAGGACAGUACCACAUACAGAGUCAGUUUGAGAGAGCCAGUAAUCCACAUGGAGUGUCAAAUCCACCGUUCCUCGCUCAAGCUCAGAGGUUCAGUCCAGUGAAAGAUGAAGCGCCCCCUGUAGGUGCGUAUGAUGACCCGCGCGGUGCUCUGGACGUUCUGAAGAAACCCAGAGCGGUCAAUAAAAGCCCUUUUGGCCUCAGCACUGUGCGAUUCCUUCCAGAAAACAGAAUGAACGCCACACCAGGUCCUGGUUCUUAUAACGUGUAUGACUAUAGUUUGGCUCAGGAGAGUUUGAAGAAAGCAAAUCUAAAGGGCAAAAGAAACGGAGCCUUCGGCUGUGUCGCACCACGACAGCUUUUCCAGCCCAGUAAAGAAGAGACGCAGAGCCCGGGACCGGCGCGGUACAAGGUGAAGACAUAUGAGGAGUUAUAUAAGAAACGGAGCAGCGCUGCUUUUAAAUCAGCCACAGAAAGACUCGUGGGUUCACUGUGUGCUCAAGAUACGCCUCCGCCGGGCUCGUAUAACGUCUGCGAAUCAUUCGAGAAGAUUCACGGCCCCCGUCGCUAUAGCGAGCCGCGCAGUGAAAAAGCCAGAAAGCGACACGGUAGCUUCCUGUCUGCUGCCCCCAGAGACCUCGCCUUCAUCCACAGCGACCCUCACAUCCCCGGUCCAGGUCAUUACAGUCCAGACGUGAAAUCAAGCUCGAUGUUAGCCCUGAUCGGCUCAAAGGAAGAUCGCUUUAAAUGCUGGAAAGACAUCAGCCCUGGGCCGGGAGCGUAUGAGUUGAGUCCGGGCUUGAAGGACACGGUUCUGAAAGGCACUUUCAACGUGACGCUGCACAAUCCUUUAACCUCCAGCGCUAGAUCUUUACAUUCACUGAGAUCUCUGAGAAAACCUUCCGCUCACAGCGGUGCCUAACUCUGAGGUCAAAGAUUUCUGACAGGGAACCGCUCAAUUAGGGUCAGGGUCAGC
Molecule: messenger RNA, 1804 nt
Organism: Triplophysa rosa
Lineage: Eukaryota; Metazoa; Chordata; Actinopteri; Cypriniformes; Nemacheilidae
Gene: stpg2
Product: sperm-tail PG-rich repeat containing 2
Exons: 14
Coding region: 80-1750 (556 amino acids)
Source: RefSeq, a predicted model, not a curated record